This is a messenger RNA of Physcomitrium patens, 1159 nucleotides long. Lineage: Eukaryota; Viridiplantae; Streptophyta; Bryopsida; Funariales; Funariaceae. The record is from RefSeq and is a predicted model, not a curated record.
CCCUCCAUUGUUCAUCCGGACUCAGUCCAGCCCUGUCAGAGCCCGGUGAGUACUCCGUGGAGCUGAUGUGGUGUUGGCGUCUGGCUGCGGGAGCCUCGGUGGUAUUUCAGCGUUGAGGGAGUGUUUCCUUUCUGAGAUUGUGUAGAAGAUUUUGGUUGUGAGGGGGUUUGUGGGUCUUGUCGUAUUGUGCCGCAGAGGAGUCGAAGAGAGCGAGCGAGCGAGGAGGAGAGACCGGAGGGAGAGAUGGGACGGAAGGAGGGUGUGAUUGCGCUCUUCGAUGUGGAUGGCACCCUCACGCCUCCUCGGAAGGAGGUGUCAGCGGACAUGCUCCAGUUUCUCCAGGACUUACGUCAGGUGGUCACCAUAGGUGUUGUGGGAGGUUCGGAUCUCGUCAAGAUCUCAGAACAACUUGGGAAAACUGCUGUUACGGAUUACGACUACGUUUUUUCUGAGAAUGGGUUGGUUGCCCACAAGGCGGGAAAGCUUAUCGGAAGCCAGAGUCUGAAGUCACACUUGGGAGAGGCAAAGUUGAAAGAAUUCAUCAACUUUGUGCUUCACUACAUUGCUGAUCUUGAUAUCCCCAUUAAGAGGGGAACUUUCGUCGAGUUUCGCAUGGGUAUGCUCAAUGUUUCUCCAAUCGGCCGCAACUGCAGCCAAGAAGAGCGUGACGAGUUUGAGCGUUAUGAUAAGAUCCACAACGUGAGGAAGCAGUUCGUGGAUAUCCUCAAGGAGAAGUUUGCGGACUACAGCUUGACAUUCUCCAUUGGUGGUCAAAUCAGUUUCGAUGUGUUUCCCAAGGGAUGGGAUAAGACAUUCUGCCUGCAAUUCGUUGAGAACGAAUUCUCCGAGAUCCAUUUCUUUGGUGACAAAACCUACCAGGGUGGCAACGACCACGAAAUCUUUGAGUCCGAGAAGACCAUCGGUCACACUGUGACUAGUCCUGAAGACACAAUUAGACAGUGCUCCGAGCUUUUUCUGUCUUGCAGCAUUCCGAGUUAAAUUAUGUCUUAGCAAACUGAGCCAUUAGCGAGCAGCAGGCCUAUUUGGCAGUUCUGUUUCCACUGUAGCUUACAAGCCUUGUCUGCUCAUUUGCAGUCUCCUUCGAUGAUUGUAUUCUUUGAGUUAUUGUGUUCAAAUAAAGCAUGUAGUCAUAUGCAAA